AUGCAAAUCUGCGCGCCCCGCACCCGCCUCCUCAUUGGCCCGCACAUCCGCCACCGAGACGCAGGCACAUUCGCCCCUUCCACCUGUUUCCACUGUACACGUGCGCCCUUCUUAUGGAUCGCGUCCUGUGCUCAUCUCCUCCGACACCAAAAAACCGACGCCGGGCACCAUCAGCAAGGGGCGCCGUGGUGGACACGUUGUUCCCCCCGCUUUGUGCCCCUUUCUCUACAGUACUUAACGAACCACCCCCACACCACCCCUCCGUCCCCGCUAUCCCCUUCACCCGCCCCCCCUCCUCUGCCACACCCUCCCCUCCCCACUCAGCGCAACGCACCCCCGCACCACCCUCUCGUACUAUGUUGUUUUCCUCAGCCGCCGUCUGCCGCCGGAAGCCCGUCUCGCGCGUCUCGCGCCCACCACCUCGCCUCGUCGUCGCCACCCUGGUUCCCCCACUCGUCCCCGUCUCUGCCUUUGCUACCCGCUUCAUAUCUCUGCUUGGCACAGUCCUCACCGCCUGCCCUGAGUCGCUGUCGUGCGUCGUCGCCCCUUUGGUCCUCGGCUCGGCUCUCGUAUACUCCGGCUUUCAGAACUAUGCCGUUAAGAAGACCCACGCCGCUGUCCCUUCCCCCGUCGUUCGCCAAAAGGCUAAGCUCGUCGCGUCCGAAGCCUCAGUUCGCCGCGCUCAAUGACGCACCGUGUUUUCGCCAUCCGGUCGUCAAGACAUUUCUUGUGUCACUACGUACUACAAACUACUAGUUUUUUCUACCACCGAGUUAACUGCCGCUGCAAGCGCCUGCGCACCGAAAGGUUACGCGCGGCGAGUCUUGUCUGUAAAUUAUGACUACUAAUG
This is a messenger RNA of Chondrus crispus (carragheen), 850 nucleotides long. RefSeq lists its product as hypothetical. The transcript is spliced from 2 exons. The coding region runs from base 1 to 756 and encodes 251 amino acids. The record is from RefSeq and is a predicted model, not a curated record. NCBI's taxonomy places the organism in Eukaryota, Rhodophyta, Florideophyceae, Gigartinales, Gigartinaceae.